CCCCCGCCGUUGGGGCUUUGCGGCCCCCUCCACCUCUCUAGCCCCCUCGUCCUCUCCUGCCCCCCGACGUCGGGGCUUUGCUGAUCUGGCUAAACGUGUGGUGAUGCAGGAAAGACUGAAGAAAGCUGAGCUGGAGGAGGCUGAAGCGGGUGAGGAAGACGAGGAUCCCGAGGAGGACUUGUCGUUUGAGGAGAUGGAGGAGAAGGCCACGUCUGGAGAUGCCAGAGCACAGACCAGUCUGGGCAGAUACUACCUGGGGUUGGCUGAGGAGAAGGAGGCGGAGCUUAAUAACCGCCUGGCAGUUGAUUGGCUGGUGCAGGCCGCUAAGCAGGGACGGAAGAGUGCAGCCCGUCUUCUACAGCGCUGCUGGAUCCAGAGGACAGGUAUCGGUGAGGAUAAUGAGGAGGAGGUGCGUCGUCUGUCGACAGAGAGCAGGUUUGAGCAGACGGUCCGGAAGGCGGCCAUGAUGAUGUUCAGGAAGCUGAACCCCGACAGGAAGGAGAAGAUGGCGGUGUCUGAGAUGAUGGAGAACGUUGGACAGGUCAACGCUGUGCACGGUGGCGCCACCACGGACCAAACCCAGAAGGUCCUGGAGAACAUGGUCACUGGAGAGACUGGUCAAUUUGUUGACCUGGAUGACUUUGUAGAGAUCACUAAGAGGUAUACCCAGGGCAUGGCCCCCAGCACGGGCUCUACCCAGAGCCAGGGCCCUGCACAAACCUCUGGAGAGAAGCAGAGUGGCCUGGUCCCCAAGAAGCCUCAGAAGGGAGUGUGGGGGAUGGGUCGGAGUGACAUGUUGAUGGACACCAGACGACACUUCCUGGUGUUGCAGUACCCUAUAACUGCAGUCAUCGAGGUGAAGGAUCAGCUCAUUGAUUGGGCGUCUCGCGCCGGCGUCCAAUGGCUGAGCACGGUGAUCCCCACGCACCACGUCAACGCGCUCAUCUUCUUCUUCAUCAUCAGUAAUCUGACUGUUGACCUGUUUGCCUUCUUCAUCCCACUCCUUGUAUUCUACCUCUCCUUCAUCUCCAUGGUGAUCUGCACGCUACGCAUCUUCCAGAGCAGCAAGGCGUGGGAGAACUUCAGUGCCCUAACAACCCUGCUGACCAGGUUUGAGCCUGGCCUGGACGUGGAGCAAGCAGAGUCGAACUUUGGCUGGAACAAUCUAGAACCCUACCUCUACUUCCUGAUAUCGGUGUUCUUCAUCGUCUUUUCCUUUCCCGUCGCUGAUAAAGGAUGGAUCCCCUGCUCGGAGCUGUCCACGGUAGCCAUCUUGUUCACGGUGGUCAGCUACAAGAGCCUGAGUCCCUCGGGCGCCACCUACGCCAAACGGGCGCUCAUCACUGAGGUGGCAACGUCCUUGUGUUCCCUGACCAGUCUCCUGCCCCAGAGUGCUGUUCUGCUGAGGAUGCUGAGUCACACCUUCACUACCCUGCCACUAGGGGACUCAGUGGUGAUGAAGAUCAGUCUGCCCUGCCUGCUGGACCUCUACCUCUACUUCCUGUUCUUCAGUAUGGCUAGGCAGCGUGGUUUCCGUGGGACCUACUGUUUCCUGGUCCCCUACUUGGUCUGCUUCCUGUGGUGUGAGUUCUCUGUGGUGCUGCUCCAAAACUCUUCCCCCGUGGGGCUCAUCCGGACCUGCGUUGGCUACUUCCUGUUCCUGUUUGCCUUGCCCGUGCUGGCCGUGGGACUGGCCGCCAUGGUCCUCAUCCAGCUGGUCAAAUGGUUCCUGGAGCUGGAGCUCACCAAGAUGAUUGUGACGCUGGCCGUGUGUGCGGUGCCGGUGACACUGAGGCUGUGGACGCGCUUCGGCCUGUCUCUCAUGGACGUGUUCCACUCCAUGUCGCAACGCGGCGCCGUCAAGCUCAUCCUGUGCUGCGUCACCAUGGUGAUGCUGUUCUUCUGGAUGUACGUGUUCCACUCCGAGGGACUGCAGGGGUAUAACUCUACGUUGACCUGGAAACAGUACGGGCAGCUCUGUGGUCCUCCUGCCUGGAAGGUGAAAGGUGUGGCUCAGACACAGAUCUUCUGUACACACCUGGACGGACACCAGGUGACGUGGACCGGGAGGUUCAGGCAGGUGCGUGUAGCGGAAACUGAGAACGGAGCCCAGUCCGUCAUCAACCUGCUGCCGGUGUUCAUGGGAGAUUGGUUACGCUGUCUUUACGGAGAGACCUAUCCUAAAUGUGACCCGCUGCGGAACAACUCUACCAACACCUCCACAUCCUCAACGGCCAACUCCAACACCCCCGACGCCACGGCAACCGUCGCUAAUGCUAACCUCACCACCGCCGACUACGCCAACGCCACAGCGAUUGGCGUUGCCGCGCCGACGGCCGUCCUCCUCCGGCAGCAGGAAGAGGAGGAGCUGUGUGUGAUUAAGGCUUUGGCCAAACACACGUGUCACGUGAAGCGAUACGACAGCUAUGUGUUGGAGGUGGGCGUGGGGAUGCCCGAGGAAGACGGGAUUCCAGAGGACCGGGCCAGAGACAUCAAACUGGUGGCCAGUCAUGAGUUCAGACAGGUGUUGCUGCGCCUGCAGCCCGGCAGCCUGGUGGAGUUCAGCACUACGUUGGAGGGUCGUCUGGGGGGCCAGGUCCCGUCAUUCGAGCUAAAGGCCAUCUACUGUCUGGACUGUGACUCCUCCCUUCUGACCUCUGCCGGACAGGUGAAGAUCGAGAGAGACUGGAGACGGACCACACUCAACUCCGUCAAGUUCGCGUUCGACUUCUUCUUCUCUCCCUUCCUCUCAGCACGUAUCGACGUGUGACAGGGCGAGGAAGGAGAAAGAUGUAGUGACAGGACGAGGAAGGAGAGAGAUGUAGUGACAGGACGAGGAAGGAGAGAGAUGUGGUGACAGUGUGAAAAAUACAAAGAGGAAUAGAUGGAUAGAAGGAUUUCAAUUCAGCACAACUUUAUUUUUGUCCUGGAAUGUUUUAAUGUUUACAAUAGUUUGUCUUGGACCUUGCCCCC
Molecule: messenger RNA, 2973 nt
Organism: Oncorhynchus masou masou (cherry salmon)
Lineage: Eukaryota; Metazoa; Chordata; Actinopteri; Salmoniformes; Salmonidae
Product: wolframin-like
Exons: 18
Coding region: 104-2770 (888 amino acids)
Biological process (GO): endoplasmic reticulum unfolded protein response; calcium ion homeostasis
Cellular component (GO): endoplasmic reticulum membrane; endoplasmic reticulum
Molecular function (GO): protein binding
Source: RefSeq, a predicted model, not a curated record